UUCCUCAAGGUUCCGAACCCGCGCCAUCUCGCGGCACCGGCACCGAAACCCAAAUCGGUCAUUUCCGAACCAAAAAAGAAACACUAAAAGAAAAAAAAAAGAGAAAGAGAGAGAAGGUGGUUGAUGAUGGAGAGAAGCGAUUAUGCGAUGCGUGGAAGGAAGCCGGAAAUUUCAGAAUCUGGAUCAGGUACAGCUACAGAUACAGAUACAGUGAUGGGUGAGGUGGGGAAAAUACUGUACAUGGUUGUGGUUGAUGACGACGCCGACAAGAAGGACAAAGGAAAGGACUCUUUUCGCUACACUCGCCCUGUUCUUCAGAGCACGCUCCAGCUCAUGGGAUGCAAAGCUCGCCAUGCCUUCAAGAUCAGCCAAAGAGUAUUUGAGCUCACAAGGAAUGGGAGUUCUACUGAUGAUUUUCAGUCCGACGGAAUGAUAUUGUCUGGUUUCCAUGCUUCCAACAGUAAUAUUGUUGAAAAAGAUGCUCGUGCUGCUGCUGCUAUUUGCCUGGAUAAAACAGACCUCGGCAGCACAGUAUUUGUCCAGAGAGAGAAAUUUCUAGAUAUUGUCUGCGAAGCUUUGGCUGAGUACAAAUACAUGGGCCCAAACCAGAGAGCCGACUUGGCAUUAGCAUGCAAGAUUCGAGAACGAAAGGAAUCCAUGACAGUGCUGUUGUGUGGCACCAGUGGCUGUGGCAAAUCCACAUUGUCUGCACUGCUGGGUAGCCGAUUGGGAAUCACAACUGUGGUAUCAACUGAUUCUAUAAGGCACAUGAUGAGAAGUUUUGCUGAUGAGAAGGAGAAUCCUUUGCUUUGGGCCUCCACUUACCAUGCAGGGGAGUGUUUGGAUCCUAUUGCUGUUGCAGAAGCAAAGGCCAGAAGGAAAUUUAACAAGCAGGCUGGUGUGUUACAUACACUUUCCAAGGAUGAAUUAAACGAGGAUCAUAAUUCUAGGAAACCUGAUACCCGGACAUUGGAGGUUGGAUCUGGUGCUGCUACUGAACUGCUAAAUGCAAAACAAAUGGCUGUAGAAGGAUACAAGGCGCAAAGUGAGAUGGUGAUUGAAAGUCUUGACAGACUAAUCACUGCCUGGGAAGAACGAAAAGAGUCUGUUGUUGUUGAGGGAGUUCACUUGAGUCUUAACUUCGUUAUGGGGCUUAUGAAGAAACAUCCCUCAAUCAUACCAUUCAUGAUAUACAUUACAAAUGAGGACAAGCAUAUGGAAAGAUUUGCUGUUCGAGCAAAGUAUAUGACAUUGGACCCAGCUAAAAAUAAAUAUGUAAAGUAUAUUAGAAACAUUAGGACAAUCCAGGAUUAUCUCUGUAAGCGUGCUGACAAACAUUUAGUUCCCAAAAUAAACAAUACAAAUGUUGAUAAGAGUGUAGCAGCCAUCCAUGCUACCGUCUUUGGUUGUCUUCGUAGGCGUGAAGCUGGAGAACAGUUAUAUGAUCCUGUUAGAAAUACAGUAACAGUUGUAGAUGAGGAAUAUCAAAAUCAAUGUGCAGCCAAUUCUCUGAGCUCGAAAGGAAUGUUUCAGUUGAUCCAGAGAAAAGGUUCUUCUAGGCAUCUUAUGGCUCUUGUAAACAGUGAUGGAUCUGUGGCAAAGGCUUGGCCUGUUCAUUCUUUUGACGGUAAUGGCAAACCUAUAUGGGGCUAUGGACCUGAGAAUGGCAUUGGAAAUCUAAUGUAUGGACCUUUACGGAUCGGCAAGGCAGAAACUGUAAAUCUUCAGUUUGGUUUGUAUGGGAUCAGUGCUUGGCCCAGUGAUGGAGGCACUAGUCGCACUGGAAGUGUCGAUGAGUCAAGAGCGGAUGAGACUGAUACAGGAAGCAGAUAUCUAUCCUCGUGCUGUAGCUCACCAAGGCUGUCCGAUGGACCGGCAAAGGAGGUCAAGGAGGAUCUUUCAGUGCAUGGCAGUGAUGAAGAGAUUGAUGAUCAACUGGAGGCGGGCAGUGAUGAAGAUUUAAGUGACGAUGGUGACAAACAUCGCCAUGAGGAGAUUGGAUCAGUUGACGAGGAAUCUACGAAGUCUGACGAGGAGUAUGAUGAUUUAGCCAUGCAAGAUGUGCAGGCGAGCGGGUAUUGGUCAGAUGACGACGAUGGAUUCAAGAAUAAGGUCAAUUCUGUUUCCUGGGACCAAGGAACAAAACUGCAAGGCAGUAAGUAUCGCCAGAACUUGGAUCUCUUCCUUAGAACUAGAAGUGAGCCAGUGACAGAGUCCCUGUGCUCAUAUUCGUCUUUGCUUGUGGAAAAGAGUGAAAAGAGGUUGCCACCGACUGGUAAAGCCAAAUUGAGAAAACGAUCCCUGAGUAUUCCUGCACUAUGAAAAAGGAUUCAUCAACUAUAGGUAGUAGGAUCCUUCUUUGGUUUAUUUUUAUUUAGGGUUGGUCACAUCUGAGAUUUUGCUAACAGUGUAUAUUACUGUUGAAAUGGUAGAAGUAGUUGUGUGUUUUGACUUUAGUCAUCUAAUCAUUUGCGGAUAUAUAAACUUCUCAAGUUUUUUCCUCCAAA
Molecule: messenger RNA, 2507 nt
Organism: Arachis duranensis
Lineage: Eukaryota; Viridiplantae; Streptophyta; Magnoliopsida; Fabales; Fabaceae
Product: P-loop NTPase domain-containing protein LPA1 homolog 2-like
Source: RefSeq, a predicted model, not a curated record